This is a messenger RNA of Catharus ustulatus (Swainson's thrush), 2347 nucleotides long. It is a transcript of the gene FIBP, whose product is annotated as FGF1 intracellular binding protein. Gene Ontology annotation, biological process: platelet aggregation. The record is from RefSeq and is a predicted model, not a curated record. The transcript has 10 exons. Gene Ontology annotation, molecular function: fibroblast growth factor binding. Lineage: Eukaryota; Metazoa; Chordata; Aves; Passeriformes; Turdidae. Gene Ontology annotation, cellular component: nucleus. Bases 80 to 1225 code for a protein of 381 amino acids.
CGCCCCUUGACGUCACAUCCGCGCGCAUCGUGACGUCAUCGCUGCGCGACGCGCGAGGAGCGCGCGGGACGGCGCCGCCAUGAGCAGCGACCUGGACGUGUUCGUGGGGAACACGACGCUGAUCGACGAGGAGGUGUACCGGCUGUGGCUGGACGGGCACUCGGUGGCCGAGGCCGUGGCGCGCCGCCUGCGGGGCGGGGUCCUGGAGCGCGAGGGGACCUCGGUGGCCGUGCUGCAGAGCGACACCCGCGACCACUACCGGACGUUCCAGAUGCUGGAGCGGCUCCUGCACGCCCCGCCCCGGCUGCUGCAGCAGCUGCUCUUCCAGAUCCCGCCCGAGCGGCAGGCCCUGCUGGUGCAGCGGUACUACGCCUUCGACGAGGCCCUGGCCCGGGAGCUGCUGGGCAAGAAACUCUCCAAGGGCACCAAGAAGGAGCUGGACGAGGUCAGCGCCCGCACCGGGGUCGGGAUCCGCAGCUGCCGCCGCCAGUUUGACAACUUCAAGAGGGUCUUCAAGGCCGUGGAGGAGCUGCGGGGGCCCCUGGCCGAGAACAUCCAGCAGCUGUUCCUGCUGCCCCCGCCCCUCGCCCGGGACUACGCCGCCAUCGUGUUCUUCGCCAACAGCCGCUUCGAGACCGGCAAGCGGCGCCUGCAGUUCCUGAGCUUCGCCGACUUCGCCGCCUGCGCCCAGAGCAUGAUGGGGCACUGGAGCCAGGGGGCCCUGGGUGAGCCCCCAGACCCCCGAGGGACCCCCGGGACCCCCCGUGACCCCCCCGUGACCCCCCUGUCCCCACCAGCCCCCGAGGCGGCCGAACCCGACGGGGACCUGCCCAAGUCCUUCCUGCAGGACCUGAAGGAGCUGAAGGUGCUGGUGGCCGACAAGGACCUGCUGGACCAGCACAAGAGCCUGGUGUGCUCGGCCCUGCGGGGGAAGAUCUCGGUCUACAACGAGCUCGAGGCCAACUUCAAGGCGCUGUCCCGGGCGCUGGUGAACGUGGGGGGGAAGCUGACGCACGCCCGCGACGUCCGGGAUUUCUUCGUGGACCUGGUGGAGAAGGUGAUCGAGCCGUGCCGCUCCGACAAGUGGAGCCCGGGGGACCUGCGGCUCUUCCUCACCCACUACACGGCGGCGCCGCGGAGCCUGCCGGGCUUCAGGCACCAGGCGCUGUGGGAGCGCUACAUGGCCGCCAUCACCGCCUGCCUGCUGCGCAUGUACCACGACUGACCCCAAAAACUGCACCCCAAAACCGGGACUGACCCCAGAACUGCACCCCAAAACCGGGACAGCACCAAAACCGGCACCCCAAAACCGGGACAGCACCAAAACCGGCACCCUAAAACUGGGACAGCACCAGAAACCGCACCCCAAAACCGGGACUGACCCCAAAACUGCACCCCAAAACCGGGACUGACCCCAAAAACUGCACCCCAAAACCGGGACUGACCCAGAACCGGCACCCCAAAACCGGGACUGACCCCAAAACCGCACCCCAAAACCGGGACUGACCCCAAAACCGCACCCCAAAACCGGGACUGACCCAGAACCGGCACCCCAAAACCGGGACAGCCCCAGAACCGGCACCCCAAAACCGGGACAGCACCAAAACCGCACCCCAAAACCGGGACUGACCCCAAAAACCGCACCCCAAAACCGGGACUGACCCCAAAACUGCACCCCAAAACCGGGACUGACCCAGAACUGGCACCCCAAAACCGGGACAGCCCCAGAAACCACGACUGACCCCAAAAAACCGCACCCCAAAACCGGGACUGACCCCAAAACCGCACCCCAAAACCGGGACAGCCCCAAAACCAGCACCCCAAAACCGGGACUCACCCCAAAACCGCACCCCAAAACCGGGACAGCCCCAGACCCGGCACCCCAAAACCGGGACAGCCCCAAAACCGGGACAGCCCCAAAACUGGGGCCCCCCCCACAUACCAGAGCCCAGCACCCCGAGGAUGUGACACCCCCGGACCUGCAAUGCCCCUCCCAAAACGGGGGUACCCCAAAAAUGGGGCAGCCUCCAAAUAUGGGACUCCAAAAAGUGGGGCGGGGGGUCCCCGAAAACCCCGCAGCGUGAGGAUGGAGGAUCAACAUCCCAAAAUUCGGAUUUUUGGGGUCUGGGGGAUCUGCCGGAAACGGGGACCACGAGCACCAGGAAAAACCCAGAGGAUCCCGGAGCAGCAGCACCCCAAAAAUCGGGACAUUUGGAAUGGGGGGCCCCAAAAAGGGGUAACCCCCAAAACCGGGACCCCCCUAAAAUGGGGGACGCCCCACAGCUGGGCACGCCCCUCCCGUGUGACCCCAAAAAGGGGGGGGGGGCAAUAAAGAGCUGGAACCAGA